CGAGGGCGAGACGAGGAUUGCUGUAGGGACCGGAGCUCGCCAGCGCUUUUUGUAGGGACUUUUUUUUUUUGGCAAAAAAAAAAAAAAAACUUAUUAUUUUGCAAUUAAUGCAAUGCUGUCUGCCAGAAGUGAGUGCCACCUGGCAACAGGACUGGUGCAGAGGAUCUGUUGCUGAAGAGGCGAGAGAGCCGGGAUCUGCUUGGCAGAGGGGCACCGGGGACACACCUGAGCGCAGGUGUGUGUGUAAGAGUCAUGUUUGUGGAUAGUGCUGAACAAAGACAAAUCUCAUCAGACGCUGGGAAGUCCCACCUCCUCCUCCUCUGUCAGUAAAACAGGACCGUGUAGGCCACCUUCAUCUCCACCAAACCACAAUGGGCCGGAAAAAGAUCCAGAUCAGUCGGAUUUCGGACCAAAGAAAUCGGCAGGUCACUUUCACCAAGAGGAAGUUCGGCCUCAUGAAAAAGGCUUACGAACUCAGCGUCCUGUGCGACUGUGAGAUCGCUCUCAUCAUUUUCAACAGCGCCAACCGACUCUUCCAGUAUGCUAGCACAGACAUGGACAAGGUCUUGCUGAAGUACACAGAGUACAGCGAGCCCCACGAAAGCCGGACCAACUCUGACAUCCUGCAGACCCUGAAACGAAAGGGCCUGGGCCUUGAAGGCACAGAUCUGGAGCUGGAAGAAGCUUUGGACCCUGCUGGGAAACUGAGACGGCUUGGUGAGGGAGUGGAUCUCACACUGGCUCCGCCAAAGCUUUGCCCAGCACCUUCCCUAUCCAACCUGGAAGGUGUAUCGAUGGGGACUCCCCCCUCUGUCAGUGAAGGUAGCACAAAGGGUACCCAGGAUUCCCCUCUUCAACAGAGCCAUUUGCAGCCCUUCAAGCCAUCCCUCUCCAAGCACGCUACUCCUCCGGGACGGUCUCCAGGGCCACUGGGACCAGGGAUCGGGUACUCUCUCUUCUCCCACGGUGGUGGCACCCUCGGCCGCAUGUUGUCGAGCAAAACUCCUCCUCCGCUGUACCUGGGGGCCACCCCCCGUCGAGUGGAAGGACACCUAUCCACCAGCAGGAACACCGUGCUGUCUGCCCGCUCAUUGUAUCCCGGCCCUCAGAGCAUGAAUCCCGUGUUGCCUGCCGGAAGUGCCUGUCUCCCGGGACAUCGAGUGCCAGGCUACUAUUCUCUCUCCUCUAGCCAAUCAGAGUAUAUCCCCAGCGACGGCACCUGCCAUCCCUUUGGCCUCCAGGCGAGAACAGUGGCCGCAUGGCAGCACCGAGAUAUGGCUGUCGCCGCUCACCCAGUGCUGGGAUCAAUGAGUCGAAUUGGUGAUCAGACUCCGGUGAUCUCUGGCUCGCCUCCCCUGCGUCCACCUGUCAGUGUCAAGUGUGAGCGGGCCUCUCCUACAGCUACAUGUGCUUCGACCAUUCCCCAGGCCCCUUCGGGUGCCCGUCCCUCCCUCACUGAUGCCCCUGUGGACUUCCACUCCCGGGAAGAUUACACCAAGGCUUACCAUUACUCUUUCCUUCUCUCCCACCCUCUGGCAGAUGAGCAGAGGCAUCCCAGCAUCCCUACACGUCACCCACAGCCUGCUACAGAGGAGUGGCAGAGAUAGUUGAGUGGUUAGCUUGUUCACACGUACAGAAGACACAAAGGAGGGAGUAUAUGCAUAAGUGGGCUUGUGUACUCACACAAGUAGACCUUGGUCACCUACAGAUCACAGUAGGGUCUUGGGCAUCCACGAGAGUUUUUCCAGGGGAGGGUGCAAAGUAAAACACUGAAGGGGGGGCAACAGGCUAGUUUGUUACAAAAAAUGUGACAAAUAGUGCCUGUGUCUUGUAUCCAACUGAAUUCUACAGUGAGUAGACUCAUUGAAAUUAAUGGAAAUAAGUAUGUCAUGUUCUUUAAUUUGCAAUUGGUUGUAUCCGAAGUAGGGAUGGGGUUCAGUAGCUGGUUCCUGUCCGUUUGAAUUCUGACUUUCAGUACCUAUCUGCCAUUUUGUUUGUUCCCAAUUGUUUGAUUCACAGGUUUUUUCCCAGCAAAAAAAACAAUGUAAUUACCAACAAAAAUGAAAAUGAAAAUGUGUAGCACUUGUUCCACUAAGUUAAGAAUGCAUCAGGUUAGAGGAAAACUGAUUAUGAAGACAGUAACGUAAAAUUUGGAGUGGAUUUUUUUUUAAAAAAAAACAAACUCUGCUGAUGACAGCUGCAGCUUGCCACAAGAAAUCAAUGCCAGUCCAAAAAAACAGUGGAUUGUCAGAUUAUGUCAAAAUCUGGUAAUAAAUCUGAUUUAGUGAAUAUUCUCCCCCAUACCUAAUCCAAUGUUAGUCCUACUCAGAGUAGGCCCAUUGAAAUUAAAGGACAUGACUAAUUUAGGUCCACUAGCUUCAGUGGGUUUACCCUGAGUAGUUGGAUACAACCUAGUGGGUUUACUCUGAGUUGGAUUACCGUUGGAUGCGACUGGACAUUUUGCCUCAUAUUUCUUGCUACAAAUGCUAGAAAUUUACCUCAUUUUUAAAAAUGAAAGUUGGGAAUCUGAGGGUUAGAGUUCAUCUGGGGAGGACAAAUGGCCUCCUCCCCAAGGAUGCCCAUAGGGGUGCAAAAGAGGGCAGAACUGCUCAACGGACAAUCUAAAUGCAGCAAGGAGAUUGGACAGAGAUUAUUGAUCCUCCCUCCCCCCAUUUCUCCCCUAAACCUCCAGAAGUUGGGGGGAGGGAAGUUGUCCCCCAAAAUAGAUCUGCAGCAGACAAAGAAAAGAAAAUUAUUUCUUUCCUGUUAUAUAACAUUUACGCAUGAACACCUGGUCACAAGCUCUGGUGAGGGCCCCCUACCUUAGAUGACUUUUAAAAAUAAAAAAAUGGAUGAGGCAAUGCUCAAAGAAGAAAGUCUGUCAUUGGUUACGUGCUCCAGCAGGUAAAUGGAACCUCCAUCUGCAGGGGCAGUAUACCUCUGGAUACUAGAUGGUGGGACAAAUGGCAGGGAUGGAGGCAAAAGGCGCCUGUAAGUUUUCGUACUUCUGAGAUAGGAAGGGUGAGAAUACCUGGGUGGCGGGAGGGAAAGGAUCAAGCCAGGGCCGAUUUGGAAAACUGCCAAGUCAGCUGAAAAAAUAAAAUAAACAGUGAAUGGAAAUGUCAACCUUGAAUGUAUUAGAUGUUUUGCAUUGGAAUUCAUGGAUGUAUUAAAUAAAAAAUGCCUCGUACUUUGUUGAGAAGCAGGUGAUAAAAAAAUA
This is a messenger RNA of Rhineura floridana, 3220 nucleotides long. It is a transcript of the gene MEF2B, whose product is annotated as myocyte enhancer factor 2B. Bases 372 to 1607 code for a protein of 411 amino acids. Gene Ontology annotation, molecular function: DNA-binding transcription factor activity, RNA polymerase II-specific; protein dimerization activity; RNA polymerase II cis-regulatory region sequence-specific DNA binding. The record is from RefSeq and is a predicted model, not a curated record. The transcript is spliced from 10 exons. NCBI's taxonomy places the organism in Eukaryota, Metazoa, Chordata, Lepidosauria, Squamata, Rhineuridae. Gene Ontology annotation, biological process: positive regulation of transcription by RNA polymerase II.